Molecule: messenger RNA, 4533 nt
Organism: Scomber scombrus (Atlantic mackerel)
Lineage: Eukaryota; Metazoa; Chordata; Actinopteri; Scombriformes; Scombridae
Gene: tox4b
Product: TOX high mobility group box family member 4 b
Exons: 10
Coding region: 1365-3404 (679 amino acids)
Biological process (GO): regulation of transcription by RNA polymerase II
Cellular component (GO): nucleus
Molecular function (GO): chromatin DNA binding
Source: RefSeq, a predicted model, not a curated record
CAGAGGUGAGAAAAUUGCAUUCAAAUGCCAUAAAAGCUUUAAUUGCAAUAUUUUUUAUUUAGGGAUGUUCAGGGAUUAAUUUCAGUUAAUAAUUUAACCAAUUAAAAAACUGUAUUAACUAAUAAUGCAGAAAAAUGUGUAGAUAUUUACAGUCACUCUUUUAAUGAAGGAACAAUAUGCCCAUCGUACAUAAUGAUUAAUUGAUUCACAUGGCCUCUUUUAAUCAAGAAAAUCACUUAAAAUUUGCAUCCCUAAUGUUGUUAUCAUCGUACUAUAAAGGCAACCAAAGAAUUACUAAACUUUACUGUCUAGAUAAAUAGGAAAUAAUUAGGCCCAUUGUUAAAAAAAAUUCAAUUUGAGUUUUUUUAGGGUGUUGAAGCUGUUAAUUAGAGUCUCCUGUAUUUCACACACUGCUUAUAUGUGUCAAAGUUAGAGACCAGAUUUUAUUUUGAAAUGUGUAUCUCUCAAUAUCCGGUUCUGUUGUCAUGGUUUCGCUUGACAGCCGCCUCCUUCCUUUUCUCCUCGUUGGCAACAUUUUAAUCCUAGGAUGUUGAAGUCACGACCCGCCCUCCCCUGCCUUCGAUUGGCUAUAUGACGUCAACGUCGUAGGUUCGGAUUGGUUACGUGUCGGCUUACAACGUCACGUUAAGCCAAUCAGAGGCGGAGUAGGGGCGGGUCAAGACUUUGCCAUCCUAGGAUAAUACAAUAUCGAUCCUAUCCGUGUGUGUCGGGAUCCAUUGAGCAGCCUGAGCCGGGCCAAACGGGGUUUGGUUAGUCUUUCCCCCUUCACAGACACCCUUCGGUUUGACUUGGUUAUAUCGGGUUUUUUCCCCCACCGUUAUACAACCGGGUCCGGUAAAUUCACGGUGCGUUUAAAGCCGUAAGCCGCGUCUCGUUGGAUCUGACUUGAGUGAGGCGUUUGAGGACCGACGGACAAACGAGCUCCGGGGCCGGUGGUGGAGUGAGGAGAGAGUACCGCAGCCUGCAGCCUUGCGUCAAAGCCAGCUAAAAGCUAAAACUCUGUAGUCGGACCAGUCAGCAAAGACUGGGGGGGUUACGGGACACGUUACCUCGGCAGCAAGCCAGCCAGCCAGGCGGCCAAGCAAGCAGGCAGGUUAUUUUUGGCACAGCUGGGUACACAUGCUCUGCUUUAGUCGUGUGCAACAUCUGUGCCAAAAAAAAAAAAAAGUCUUUAUAACAUUACCACAUUUAAAAUAAAAUAAAAAGCAAAGAUAAAGCAAGGACAGUUUUAUUAUUGCGUAACAUCUUGUUAAAUUAAAAUAUAAAUCUAAGGGUGGAAAGGGAAGGACUCAUUGCUUUAACACAUAUGAGGCCUGUUUAAAAUAAAAAGGGGGAGAAAAAAAAUGGACCUUAAUUUUUACUCUGAUCUCACGGAUGGUACCGGGCAGCACGAUGGUGAUCCAGAGUUUUUGGAUCCGCAGUCUUUUAAUGGAUUUGACCAUGACAACAAGUUCCCUGGAGGCAGUGACAACUACCUGACGAUAUCUGGGUCCGGCCAUCCCUUCCUCUCCUCUUCAGAGUGUGCCACUAAACCCAUUGACCUCUUCAACCUCGCUGGAUCCGCUGGUGGAACCUUCCACACUCCGAGCCUCGGCGAUGAGGAGUUCGAGAUCCCCCCCAUCUCUCUGGACCCCGACUCGGCGCUCACCGUGUCCGAUGUGGUUUCCCAUUUCGGGGAGCUGUCGGACACGGGCCCCUCGGACAGCGUGGUGGUGCCCAGGAACGCCGUGGUGGAAGGGGACGACCCUUCUUUCGCCUCCACUUUCGUCAACACCCCCUCGCAGGGACUGGAGCACCUGAGUUUAGGGGUUAUCAACCAGUCUGGAGGGAGCGCUCUGUUGGGGUCCUCACUGGGAAUGGAUCUCGGCCAUCCCAUCGGCUCCCAGUUCAGCAGCUCGUCCCCGGUGACCAUCGACGUCCCGCUGGGCGACAUGAGCCAGAGCCUGCUGGGGUCCAACCAGCUGACCACUAUCGACCAAUCGGAGCUCAACGCUCAGCUGGGGCUCGGCUUAGGAGGCGGGAACAUACUACAGCACCCGCAGUCGCCUGACAACCCGAUGUCAGCCACGGCGUCGCCCACCAGCUCGCUCCAGGACGACGACAUGGACGACUUCAGAAGGAGCGUCCUGGUGGAGUCUCCGGUCUCUCUGUCCGUCUCUCCCGGAGUCAUCUCCCUCGAUCCCUCGAUGUCCGAGUCUUCGCUCUCCGCCCCUUCCUCCAGCGUGUCUCCGGUCGUCGGUCGGAAAGGAGGAGCUGGAGGGAAGAAGGGGAAGAAGAAGAAAGACCCCAACGAGCCUCAGAAACCUGUGUCGGCCUACGCUUUGUUCUUCAGGGACACGCAGGCGGCGAUUAAGGGACAGAACCCCAACGCGACGUUCGGAGAGGUUUCAAAGAUCGUGGCAUCCAUGUGGGACAGUCUGGGGGAGGAGCAGAAACAGGUCUAUAAGAGGAAAAACGAAGCAGCGAAGAAGGAUUACUUGAAAGCGCUGGCAGAGUACAGAGCCGGCCAGUCUUCUCAGGCCCCCAUCGAGGUGAUGGACACAUCUCCGUCGCCUCCUCCUCCGGCCCCGUCUCUUUCCAUGGCCGCCAUGUCUGCCUCGACCCCGGCGGGCCGCGCCACCCGCUCCCAGCAUUACAACCCCGAGGAGAACACCAUCACCAACAUCUGCACCUCAAACAUCAUCCUCGACCUCCCUCAGGUCACCACGCGCUCCCGCACAGGCGCCAUCAAACCCCAACCUCCGCCCAUCGCCCUUCCUCCCAACCCCCCCACCGUCACCAAGAUCAUCAUCAAGCAGACGCCGCUGCCCUCCGGCGGCAUGUCGGUCACGGCGACGACCGCCUCGUCGCCAAGACAACCGCCUCCGCUGCAGCAGAUGCAGAGCACCCCGCCUCCGCCGCGGCUGCAGCAGAUGGUGCACGCUCAGGCCCCUCCCCCGCUGCAGGCCAAGCCUCGAGGCGCGGGCAUGGCCGCCGCCUCCACGGCCCCGCCGCCGCUGCAGAUCAAGGUGGUCCCGUCGUUGCGGCAAUCGGACUCCAGCACGCCGAUCAUCGUGACGUCGGGCGGCGACACGCCCACGUCAGUGUCCUCGUCGGGUCUGACAGUGGAGGUGGCACAGUCCGCUGCCAUGGUUACGGGAGGAGAAGAAGUGGCGGAGGCAGAGGAAGGGAUGGAGGUAGAGGUGAACGUCGCCCCCGGCCCGAGCUUGACCCCGUCUGCCAGCCCCAACAUUUGCGUGCGCGCCGGCUGCACCAACGCGGCCGUGGAGAGUAAAGACUGGGACAAAGAGUACUGUAGCAACGAGUGUGUCGCCACGCACUGCAGGGAUGUGUUCAUGGCCUGGUGCUCCAUCCGAGGGCAGAACUCCACCACAGUCUCAUAGGGGAAGGACAUAUCUGACGGAGGACUGCUACACAAGAAAGAAAGAAAGAAAGAGAAAAGGACCCAAUGACACAUGAAAUGCAAAUGAACAUAAGAGCGACUGAAUGGAUGAAAUAAAUGAGUGCAUGAGUGAGUGGCAGCCAGAUCAGGCUCAGGUAUAUCGGCCUAUAAUUGUUUAAUCAUGUCACAUCGAGGUGGAGGACGGAAGGCCGGGGGGGCAAAAAGUCGAGACAGUCACUUUAAAUACACUUUUCUGUGAUCGACACCUUCGCCUCUCUCGUUGCUCCUACCCUCCGCAGAAUUAAAAAAAAAAAGCCACGACGACUCGAGAAUCAAGAGGAGGCGGUGGAACAACGGCUCGAGACACGACGGAGAUAAUAGACGAAUAAUAAUGAAAACUGGAGAAGAAGAAAAAAAGCACAGGAGGAGAAAAACUUAUAAAAGACUCCAGACUUUACCUCACAGAGAGAAAGGAGGAGCAGGGGGAGAUAUUGAUCAUCUAUAAUGAAUUUAAAAGCUUUUUUUAUUAUUAUGCACAUACGGUGUUUUUAAUUGAUUAAUUUUGAAAAAAAAAAAAAAAGAUGGAAGAAAUGCAGGAAGGGAAAUCAUGAUCAUUACAGGUGUGUUUUUUGUUUAACUCAUUCAUUUCAAAAAAGAGAAGAAAGAAAGAAAGAGCGACUUCAUGGGUUUAAAUGCGCUUUCCCCUCCUUUACUGUUACAUUAAGGAUUAUAAUUGAUUUAAAUGGGAUCUGAGAUUAUUUUUGGGAGGAAAAAUGAAGAGUAAUAUAUUUAUGUGUGUGAGUGCUUCAGCUUUGAAGGCACAGUCACGACUAUUUUGGGAGAUUUGGCUCGAGCACAAACAUACUUUAAUCUAGAAAGAAAGAAAAUGGAAAAAUGUUGCUUGUUAAGUCGCUUCAUAAAGUAACUCGUCAUAAUUAGCAUUAUUAUUAUUAUACAAGUUUUUACUCCAAAACAACAAACAACAGGUGCUAAUAUUCAGGAAAAAAGAAAAGGUAAUAGCUCUGCUUAAGAAAAAAAAAGUCCCGCAAUUUAAGAGGUUUUAAAAAUGUGUGGUGUGUUUUUUCUUUUUGUUUAACGACGAAUAUUUGUGGUUAAAAAUUAAAACAAAA